AUGAUGAGGCUCUCAGAACCAAUACUAGACAUGGAAAUGGCAAACUACAGUGAAGUUUUAGAUCCGACGUAUACAGCUCUGGAGUUCGAAACUAUGCAGAUUCUGUAUAAUGGCAAUGACAGUUCAGGAGAAGCUGUCAACAUGAAUGCUGCUGACAACGGGGUCAGUGGUCUCUGUGCAAUAUGUGGAGACCGAGCGACUGGAAAACAUUACGGUGCUUCCAGUUGUGAUGGAUGCAAGGGAUUCUUUAGACGCAGUAUACGGAAAAAUCACGUCUAUACAUGCAGAUUCAACCGGCAAUGUAUUGUUGACAAGGACAAAAGGAAUCAAUGCAGAUAUUGUCGUUUAAAAAAGUGUUUUCGAGCAGGCAUGAAAAAGGAAGCUGUACAAAAUGAACGGGACAGGAUAAGUACAAGAAGAAACACUUUUGAUGGCUGCAACAUUCCCUCUAUUAGCACAUUGUCACAAGCUGAGACACUCUCCCGUCAGAUCUCAAUCUCCAGUCCUGGUGCUAGCACUGACAUAAAUGUUAAGAAAAUUGCUGGUAUCAGUGAUGUCUGUGAAUCUAUGAAGCAACAACUUUUGGUCCUGGUGGAGUGGGCUAAAUAUAUUCCAGGCUUCUGUGAAUUACCACUGGAUGACCAGGUUGCCCUGCUAAGAGCACAUGCUGGGGAACACCUGUUGCUUGGAGCAGCAAAACGGUCCAUGGCGUAUAAGGACAUUUUACUUUUAGGCAACAAUUACAUAAUCCAUCGCAACAGUACUGAAGUAGAGAUCAGCCGAGUGGCAAAUCGGAUUCUAGAUGAAUUAGUUCGACCCUUCCAGGAAAUUCAAAUAGACGACAAUGAGUAUGCUUGCUUGAAAGCGAUUGUGUUUUUUGAUCCAGAUGCAAAAGGCCUGAGUAAUCCAAUGAAGAUUAAGAAUAUGCGAUUCCAAGUCCAAAUCAGUUUAGAGGAUUAUAUUAAUGACCGUCAGUAUGACUCCCGAGGAAGAUUUGGAGAACUUCUGCUUCUACUGCCUACACUCCAGAGCAUCACUUGGCAAAUGAUUGAGCAAAUACAAUUGGUUAAACUAUUUGGAAUUGUUAAAAUUGACAGUUUGCUUCAGGAAAUGUUACUGGGAGGUACUUCUAAUGAUGCCAGUCAUCUGCAUCAUCCAGUACAUCCUCACUUAGCCCAAGAUCCAUUAACUGGCCAAACUAUCCUCAUAAGUUCAAUGUCUGCUCCUAUACAUACAGAACAGAUUUCAACUCCAGAAACUCCAUUACCUUCCCCUCCUCAAGGCUCUGGGCAAGAAUACAAAAUGUCUACAAAUCAGGCUUCAGUCAUUGCACAGCAAUCUAUUUUGAAACAGAAACCAUUGUGA
Gymnogyps californianus (California condor) is the source of this 1365-nucleotide messenger RNA. RefSeq names its product hepatocyte nuclear factor 4 gamma (gene HNF4G). Lineage: Eukaryota; Metazoa; Chordata; Aves; Accipitriformes; Cathartidae. Gene Ontology annotation, molecular function: RNA polymerase II cis-regulatory region sequence-specific DNA binding; nuclear receptor activity; zinc ion binding. Gene Ontology annotation, biological process: regulation of transcription by RNA polymerase II; anatomical structure development; cell differentiation. The record is from RefSeq and is a predicted model, not a curated record. Bases 1 to 1365 code for a protein of 454 amino acids. The transcript has 10 exons.